GGCGGGGCCGAGGGCGGGCGUGCGGCCGUUGCCAGGUGACGGGCCGUGUCCGCGGGGCCCAGCGCGCCCGGCCCGGCCCGGCCCGCAGCAGGAUAUGGAGUAAUCAAGUCAGAAAUUGCCCUAUGAGCAUCUGCGUCAUUCAAGAUAAAUGGAGAUGAAUGGCUGUGACUAGUAAAUGAAAAUCUCUGUAGGAGAGAGAUGGGAAACGAAAGACACAGAACAGCAGUGGCAUUGAAAGAAAAGUACUGAGCCUUUUGAAUUUCUUCUGCUACUGCAGAGAUGAAGACUUUUGACUGGACGUGAGCAGUCAGAGCACAUAUUGAGAUGGACCUGAAGUGGAAUCCUGGCAGAGUUUCUCAUCCAGCCUCAGCUGCAGUCGGGGUGACUGAUUUGAGUUGGCGAGGCAACCUAAAUCCCAGUCUGCUGAUUAAAGAUGACGGAGAGCUACUUAUGGAUGAAUACCUUUCCCCCAGGAAGCUGAAAUUUUUGACAGGGGUAGAUGAUCUGCACCAAGUGAAGGCCCUAGAGAUGCGAGUAGAUACACGAGAGAACAGCUUGGGGAACUUUGGUGCCUAUCUACCUAAUCUGAGAGAACUGAAGUUGAACAAUAGCUUGCUUGUGUCUGUGAGGGAUCUUGGAACGACAUUGUCCCAUCUCCAUGUCCUGUGGAUGGCUCACUGUGGGCUCUCAGAUUUAGAUGGGAUCUCCUCCUGCAGCUCUCUAAAAGAACUCUACGUAGCCUAUAACAAUAUCUCUGACCUGAGCCAGCUGACCUGGUUGGAUCACCUUGAGGUUUUGGACCUGGAAGGGAACAAUAUUGAGGACAUCGACCAGAUGCAAUACCUGGGACUCUGUCGCAAGCUGAGCCGCCUGACAGUGGAGGGCAACCUUAUAUGUCUGAAGCCAAAUGCAGAAUCUGCAGAGGAACCAGAUUAUAAUUAUAGAGCUGAAGUAAAAAAACUCAUUCCCCACUUGGAGUAUUUGGACGAAAUACCAACAAGCCAGACUGCUCUCCUUCCUUCCAAGAAGACACAUGAGGACUGGCUGAUCAUCAAGGAAUCCAUCAAGGAAGGUAGUUUAGCUGGAGACGUUUCAUGGUUAGGUCCGUAUCUUGGGGCAGUAGCAAGGCAGUCUGGAUGCAGCCUGGGACCCCUGACAGCUUCCAGACCUGGAACUGCACAGUGGUCUGCUAACGCAGGGAGAUCUCGCAGUGCCCACCUCUUGUGCAGUGGCUGUCCUCUUCCAGGUCACGCUGUUUCUGAGGAGCUGUUCACAGAAGAUAGCUCCAGUGAUUUGACACAUGGACUCUGUCAAGUUAUAUGUGGGAACCCCACCAAAGCCCUUCGUGCAAGGAGGCAAAAGCUAGGUCCACCUGCAGUGAGCCCUUUGAAACUGUGCAGUCUGAGGACGGAAAACCUUUGCGGCUCUGGAGGAGGAGGAGGAUGUCUGCACCAGGAGGAUGUGUUCUCUGAACUGAGAGAGCGGAGAGAGCAGCACAAGCGGUGCCUGCAAACAGGUCAGCAAGAAAAAGCUGCCCGAACACUGAGGGUAACUCUUAGUGAUGAGGAAGAGGGUGAGGUCUGCAGCCCGACUCACAGCUGUGAAGAUGCAUUGAGGGAGACCCGUGAUGAGCACCUCAUCGAAAGGAUUUCACUUGAUUCUUCUUGCCACUCCUGUCUCUCCCAGUCUUCCUCAGGUUCAUCACAGGCUCAGGAGGGCGCAGCGUGCUCCAAACCGAAACACUGUCUAAUCCCAUCCCCUCCAAAAAGCCCUCCACCUGCAUCUGUAACGGGCGGUGCAGCAGGACCCUGGAAAAUGAGGAACCGCAGGCUAAGAUGCCUCAGAACACCCAGGCAAGAGGAGGACAGGCAAUGGACACGGCAGUGCCAGCCAAGGGCUCAUCGGGAAACUUCAGCCCAGGCUCUGGGCAAGGAAGGUGCUCUCGUGAGCCAGCACGGCGUGCCGGCUGCCUCGGGGUCCCCAGGGCAGAGCCGGCCCGCUGGGAGCACGGGCUGGCAACGGCCCCUGUCAGGACCAGCAGCUGUUGGAUCCAGAAGCAGCAGGCCCAUGGUGGAUGAGAGCCCCCCUGGAGAGAUCAACCACCACCAGCCAGCUGUCUGCUCGUCCACAAAAGCCUCGGAGAGGUUUGGGCUGAUGCAUGCUGCUUGGCCCCUGACUGCCAGGGCCAUGCUGCAGUCAUUGCCAGACAGACCCGCUGCCUCAGCAACGUCUCAGAACAGAAAUCCCCGGUCCUAGAAGAUACCCAGGUGGCAGCAUGUGUUGGAGCCAUGCACACAGCACCAUCUUGGAGGACCGAUGCUAUCUUUCAGCUUCUUCUGCAAGCUAGACACAGAGCUGUACAAGUAGAGCAGUUCAAACAAACGACAUGAUUUGCCUCAAUUAAGGCUACAGCUGCUCCAGAAAUACUUGCUUUAAAGAGCACCCACUGAUCAACAGAAGAGCUAAUUAACCUCUUCUUACGGAAAAACAGGGUUAUUUUUGCAGCCUUCAUGCACUAAAAGAGAACGAGUCCUAACGUAUUUCCUCUCAUCCACACCAUGUGCUGCUCCGCGGGUCAGGCAGGGACACUGAGCCAAGCCGAGCAUGGAGCCUGCGCUUUGUGGAGUGGACUGGAGGAGGUGAGGGACACGGGGCAUUCCCUGUCACGCCCAGCCACCUGACCCAGCAGCAGCCCCGUGGUGUAUCUUUUGCAGCCCUGGAUGUUUAACAUGCAAGGGACAAAGCCAGGGGCUGGAGAGGAAGCGCUGACGGGAGCGGGCUGUAAGGGAGGGACGCGCUGCCCGAGGAAGAGCCCAGGAAGGCUGGGUGGCUUCAGACCUUAUGUCCCCACAGGAGCUCACCCCAUUCACAGGCCCCCGAGGGCCUUGUUCCCUGCAUCACUGUGGGAGCGAGUGCUGACCAGGUGGCUCAUCCCCAUAUUAACGUGUUUGUUUGCUUCGUAGCAUUUCUGCUGCUUCCUAUGGGGAGACGUUGCACGCCGGGACUGCGCUAGCAGGGCUGACCUCUGUGAGCAGGUGCCAGAGCAUCCCCUGAGUGUGCCUUUAGAGCCAGGCAUCCCACCUCUCGCUUUUUUAGAUCAAAUAGGCUUUCCAAUUUCCUAUAUCCAAAUAAUUUUAAGUAGUGCUGCGUCAAAAACAAGGCAGGGAAGAGAGGGAAUAAUCUCUUGUUUUUCCAGUAGGGCAUUUGCUUUAUAUUCGGGUGAGAUUCAAAAUAUCUGUUUUAGUGACUGCAGACUGUGAGAUGCUGAUCCAAAUGGCUGUGCCUUACAACAUUAUUGAUGUUGCAGUCUGAAGCCAAGCGUCAUCACAUUUUUUUCCAGUUUAAAUUACUAUGUUAGCUAUAUAUUUUUAAAUCAGUUGAUAAAACAGUAAU
Tyto alba (common barn owl) is the source of this 3393-nucleotide messenger RNA. RefSeq names its product leucine rich repeat containing 56 (gene LRRC56). Bases 325 to 2256 code for a protein of 643 amino acids. The record is from RefSeq and is a predicted model, not a curated record. The transcript has 15 exons. Lineage: Eukaryota; Metazoa; Chordata; Aves; Strigiformes; Tytonidae. Gene Ontology annotation, molecular function: protein binding.